This is a messenger RNA of Chlamydomonas reinhardtii, 1618 nucleotides long. RefSeq lists its product as uncharacterized. Lineage: Eukaryota; Viridiplantae; Chlorophyta; Chlorophyceae; Chlamydomonadales; Chlamydomonadaceae. The transcript has 5 exons. The coding region runs from base 139 to 696 and encodes 185 amino acids. Gene Ontology annotation, molecular function: zinc ion binding. The record is from RefSeq and is a predicted model, not a curated record.
CAAACUCUGUAGGUCAAUUGAAUGAGUACAAAGGCCAGCAAUUGGGCCGCUAGCACACGCAUGCUCCAUCGACAAAGCUGAUAAUUGCCUUCGACCUGAGGAGCCCAACCUUAAAACUCCAGAGACCUGUCAACACAAAUGGGCCAAGGCGACGCACCGCCAGCUGCCGCUGCAGCAAUGCAUAGUUACGCGCAGACGUUGCCAGGCCCGUCGCAGCCGAGCUACGGAGCCUAUCCACCUGGCGCAUACCCUCAAGGAUACCCAGGGUAUCCACCACCUGCUCCUCCUGGCAGCUACGCGCCUGCACAAGGACCGUAUGCUCCCCCUGGCCCGCCCUACGGCCCGUCUGGGUAUCUGUAUCCCGCGCCGGGCCAACCUGUCAUGGCAGCACAUGUGCCCUACCCGCCUGGCACCAUGAUGAUGGUCGCCGUGACGGCACCUGCGGGCCCCGUGUCGCUGCCAUCAUACUGGCCGCCCUACCCCAUUGAGGUCACGUGCCCGGGCUGUCGGGAGAAGGUCCAGUCGGUGGCAAUCAGGGCGCCAGGUCUGGGCACGUGGCUAAUUGCGGGCGGCAUCUGCUUGGUGGGCUGCGGUUUCGGAUGCUGCCUUAUCCCAUUCUGCGUUGACAGCUGCAAGGAUUGCACGCACUCGUGUCCCAAGUGCAACCGGUUCCUGGGGCAGCACAAGAUGGUGUAGAUGGGCACGAUGGGCUGAUUGCGGGCGGCAUCUGCUUGGUGGGCGGCCCAGACAGGGCGGCCACCUUUCGGGCGUGGGCUCAUCAAGGCCGAGCGCAAUCCAGCGAGCGAUGAGUUGGCGCUCUGUUUGCGGAGGCAAAGGUGGGUUGUGUAGGUUGUUGGUGACGUCAGUGGGGGAGGAAUUUGGGGCACGUUUCUGAUGUUCGUACUGUGCGGUAUGUGCCAGCCGUACAGUACACAUAAUAGCUUUGACAUGAUGUUGUUUGGCACUUGUUAAGCGUAGUCGUUUCAUAUGUCCCCUUGUUCUUCAUGAAUGGGACAUUACAAGAAGGGGCACCGCACCCAUUCCUUAUGGCGCGUGCGUGGAUGCAACACCAGAGCGUGCAGUCUGGUACAAGGACGGAGGCACGCAUGGCGUGGCGUGUACCGGUAUUGAUAGCUGCUUUUUUGGCUCCGGAGCCCCGUCCUAAGACGAGCGCGCAAGUGCCCAGCUGGCUGAGCGCCCUCUCGCGCCGUAAGAGCGACAGCUCUGAGGGGUCCCAUGGGGUGCGCUUGUCGGGCGCCGGGCUUCGGCACCAUCCUUCUGCCAAGAACUCGACUAUGCGCGGUAAUUCGCAAUCUCCAGACGCGUCGAAUGAAAUCCCGUUUCCUUGCAUCCUGCGCAAAGAUGGUGUUGUUGUACAUGUAGUUGGUGUGCGAUGAGAUAGUGUUAAGGCAGGUUGGCGAAGUCCCGUAGGAUGCAGCUAAUGCCCAGACCCCAGCAGAUGGCAAACAGUUUGCGCUGGUCGAAUACCGGAGCUACUGUACCAACAAGUUGCUGGCUGGCUGGAAGUGCGGUGUGCGGUUUAAAAUGAGGCACGCGCCGUGUCGCCGCCCCCCUGGCCCAGGCCUGGAGGCGCCCGUGUGGUGCCCUUUCAAAGCUC